Messenger RNA from Gongylonema pulchrum, 348 nucleotides. Lineage: Eukaryota; Metazoa; Nematoda; Chromadorea; Rhabditida; Gongylonematidae. The record is from the annotation of a GenBank genome assembly.
AUGUCGGCUCUGGAUACGAACAGUGAACUGACUGAACUUGGGCGUAUCUUAGCGCGACUUCCGAUUGAACCGAUUCUUGGCAAAACACUCGUUUUGGCCACUGCUUGCGGUGUUGGCGAAUUGCUGGCCACAAUCGCAGCAGCAUCGUCGUUCUCGACACCAUUCAUACCGCGUGAACGAAUGGCUUCAAAACUUUCAACACAGCAACGUUCAUUUGCCGGCACCCGACACUCCGAUCAUAUAGCCCUGAUCAGUGUAUUCAAUCAAUUUCGUAAAUCAUACGAUGAGGGCCCUGUUACCGAGAAAAAUUUCUGUGAUCGAUACUCGUUGAGUUCUACAGGGAAUUGA